AUGAGCACCAAGAACUGGCCUCAUAACGGCCACGGCGCCGAGCCCCGGGACCGGGAUGACUUCGCCGGCCGCUCCUCCGUCGACCACCACCACGAACCCGACGAGCACACCCGCCUCCUCCCCAACCGGGUAGACAGCACCGGCAUCCCCUACCUCUCGCCCGACGACCCCGCCGUCUCGCCCUACAACCUCUGGACCGUCCGUCUCGUUCGCGCCGUCACCGUUGUGCUUACCUGCCUGACCUUCAUCUGGUGGGUGCUGAUGCUGGUGUCGGUCUUCGUGACGCCUCCCGGUUUGCACGCGCGGGGGUCGCCCUUUUUUGCGUUUAGCUAUACUACGGUUGCUCUGAUCACGCUGAUUACGAGCUUGCUGUUCUUUGCGGUGCCGAGUAAACCCGCGCGGGUGGUCAGCAUUGUUACGGCGGUGUUGUUGCUGGUGGAUGUGGUCAUCAUGUUGGCGGUGGAGAAGACAAGACAUGAGGAGUUGUGGGUGGGCGUGGCGAGCGUGAUUUGGGCGACGCUGAUGGCGGUUUGGGCGGUGGCUGCUGAUCGGACUGUGCAGUGGGGAAAGACUGAGGAAGAAGAACGGCUCACCGGCCGCCCGGAGACAAGGCGUACACUGUUCGAAUGGGUACAGGUGCUUUUGUCCAGCAUCAUGUUGACGCUUGUGUCGAUCGUGGUAUUGCUCACCACUUGCACCCUCACGCUUCGUGCUCUGGACGCGAGGGUGGCGCCACCGGGCGAACGGUACUGGGUUGACGAGGACAAGUACCAGAUCCAUCUGUUCUGUUCCGGUCCCAAGUUGGAUGCUCAUGGAAACAGGACGACCACCGUGCUCUUCGAGGGCGGCGAGGAUGCAGUUGAGCAUGGGCUCUGGCAGUUUGCUGAGAACGCGGUCAAGAACGGUUCCAUUGCCAGAUAUUGCUUUGCUGACCGGCCGGGUAUCGCCUGGAGUGACGCGGCCCCUUCACCACUCUCUGUGAGCAUGGCAUCUGAUGUUUUGAGCGAAGCGUUGUCUCGCGCAGGGGAGGAUGGACCUUGGGUACUCGCCAGCGCCGGCAUCGGUUCCUUGUAUUCCCGAGUCUUCAGCUCGCGACACGGCCAAGAAGUGCGCGGCCUUCUGAUGAUCGAUCCCUUGCACGAAGACCUUCUUUACCGGGUCGGAGCCCCCGGUCGCGGCUUCCGUCUCUGGUUGCAAGGCGUCCUCUCCCCAUGCGGCCUGGACCGCAUCCCCGCCGCCAUCCUCCGAGGCCGAAGCGCCAGGGACCGGAUUUACGGCGGGUCUGCCUAUCAGUCCGGAGGAGUAAUCUUUGCAAAGCUGCAGGAAAGUCUGGUUGCCAACUCGCUCACCCGGCGUGAUGUGGUGUCAAGCAGAACCAUCCAGUACAAGACCACACCCGUGGUGGUGGUGACGUCUGGUGUGCAGAUGCGGAAGGACAGCGAAUGGGAGAGCAAGCAACGAGAUCUAACCCAUCUUACAUCGAAUCUGGAGGAUUGGGACAUUGUUGACCAGGCACCUCACCAAGUCUGGCGGACUUUAGAGGGACGUGAGAUGAUUGAGAAGAGACUGAGGAAGUUGGUUCGCUUGUAG
This is a messenger RNA of Sordaria macrospora k-hell, 1590 nucleotides long. RefSeq lists its product as uncharacterized. The record is from RefSeq and is a predicted model, not a curated record. Lineage: Eukaryota; Fungi; Ascomycota; Sordariomycetes; Sordariales; Sordariaceae.